CAUGUGUGUCUCUUCCUACUUCCUUCCUUCCUUCCUUCCUUCCUCUAGGAUCACAUUACAUUUUCCUUUUUGGUUUUAAUCAUCAGAAAAUAUACUUUCAUUUUUGCGAUUUGUUGCAUUAGUUUUUUGAGAUGGUUUAUCUCGACAUGAAGAUAGAAAUAGAGAGGGGAUUGCAAUGGAAAGGUCGAAACAAGAGGAUUGAACGUUUAAUGUCAAGGUCAGUCUCCAACAAAGAAUCCGGUGGUCCAAGUGAUCACAGUUUAGGAUCAAAGUUGAAACAGCCAAUGCAUUCCGGUGUUAUUGUUGAAGAUCGUGUGGAAGAUCAAAGCAUGGACCUUGAAUUGUACUGGGCUGCAACAAAAAACAAUGUUGAUGCCUUCAUUGAUGUAUUAGAACAAGUUUCAGUAAAGAAGGAACAAUCAUUACUGGCAAUUUUUUAUGAGGUAAGUCCCAUGGGAAAUACAUUGCUUCAUAUCGCGGCAAGCUUUGGAAACGAAGAGACUGUGGGGCUGAUAGCUUACCACUUUCCGCCACUUAUCAAGAAAAGAAAUUCUGAUGGAGAUACCGCAUUGCAUGUUGCUGCAAGAGCUGGACAAGAAUUAGCAGUGUCGAUUCUUGUUCAACUUGGAAAAGAUUUUGUGGAUUCGCCUUUUUUGUGUUCUAAAAAUGGUGGGAAAACUAAGAGAGAUGUUGAUUGGGACGAUAAUCUGCUUUUAAGGGUAAAGAAUGAAAAGGGCAACGUAGCCUUACACGAGGCCUUGAUGAACGGUCACCAAGUUGUAGCUUAUUAUUUGAUCGCGGUUGAUGCAGAAGUGUUAUAUUAUCUGAACAAUGAAGGGAAGUCAGCUUUGUGUCUGGCUGCUGAAGCAGGGUAUGUGGAACUUGUUACGCAUAUUCUGUGUGAUACAGUUGGGAUUGGAAACACAGAUGAAAGGAUUAAAGGGAAAUCGCCUAUUCAUGCUGCCAUUUUAACUAGAAACCGAGGUGUUUUAGAUGCCUUAUUGAAGUGGGAACCAAGGUUAAUUCGAUUAGUAGAUGAAGAAGGAAGUACUCCACUUCACUUGGCUGCAUAUUUAGGCUAUCUUGAAGAGGUUCAGUACUUGUUAGGAAGGGAAAGUUCACUUGCUGUUGCAAGGGACAACAAUGGCUUAUUUCCGAUUCAUUUGGCAUCAAUUAAAGGCCAUGUUGAUGUUGUCCGGGCGUUGCUUCAAUGUUGGCCUGAUUCGAGGGAAUUGCUGAAUUGUCGUGGUCAGAAUAUUCUUCAUGUUGCUGCCAAGAGCGGAGGACAUAACAUGGUCAGCUACAUUCUUCAAACUCCUGAGCUCGAAAAGCUUAUAAACAUGAGGGAUAAGCACGGAAACACUCCCUUGCAUUUGGCAACCAUGGAUUGGCACCCAAAGAUUGUCAAUCUCCUAACAUGGGAUCGCAGAAUGGACCUAAAAGUAUUGAAUAACGAGGGUAUGACAGCUCUUGAUUCUGCCGAACACUACAUGGAAAGAAUGCCCUCAUUUCGAAAGCGGUUAACAUGGACUGCGCUGAAGGCUGCGGGUGCACCACGAGCUUACUGUAGAAAGGCCAUCAAUGCUAAAAAGAAAGAGAGACUAGCUUCUAUGCAAUUGGAACAACUGAGCAUUGACAACUAUAAGGACCGAGUAAACACUCUUCUGUUGGUGUCCACCCUCGUCGCCACUGUAACUUUUGCAGCCGGUCUCACAAUGCCAGGUGGCUAUAACAACAACUCUGACCAUGAUCAGGGCAUGGCUACUAUGCUAAAACACAAAUGGUUUCACAUGUUCAUUUUCUGCGACACGAUAGCCAUGUAUAGCUCCAUCAUUGUUUCUGUUUCACUCAUCUGGGCUCAAUUAGGGGACCUCAAUUUGGUGCUCACUGCCUUCAGAUUGGCACUGCCACUACUUGGGAUCUCUCUCACCAUGAUGUCUUUAGCAUUCGUUGCUGGAGUGUAUGUUGUAGUGAGCGUUCUCAAUUGGCUCGCCCAUGCUGUUCUAAUCAUGGGCAUGGUUUUUCUUACCAUUCUGAUAGUUCUCUUCAUUCCACUAUGCAUCCCGGUUUCGUCAAAUUACCCUAUUUUACGCUACGUCUUCUACUAUCCAUUUUGUUUGCUGAUAUUUGUAACCAGAAGUUACACGCAAGAUGAUUUGGUAGAGUAUAAGUCACUUUGGUGGAUGCUAUGACAUCCAUAUUACAGGUUGUAACUCUUUCUAUUAGUAUUGUCGAUCUUUAUUUACUAUUUAGUAUUCCUUGCUUCAUUCUCUCUUUCAUUUUUGUUGCUGUUGUACUUGUACAUCAAUGUGAGAUACAAAUUUUAAU
Camellia sinensis is the source of this 2328-nucleotide messenger RNA. Its product is annotated as protein ACCELERATED CELL DEATH 6-like. Gene Ontology annotation, cellular component: plasma membrane. Gene Ontology annotation, molecular function: protein binding. The record is from RefSeq and is a predicted model, not a curated record. NCBI's taxonomy places the organism in Eukaryota, Viridiplantae, Streptophyta, Magnoliopsida, Ericales, Theaceae.